UUUACGAGUACGAAUUGAAGCCUGCCUGGGCGAACUGGAUAUUUCUACCAUUUCUUACAACACCUGCUUCUUCCCCUACCCAUCCUCGAUUGACACGCGACCAUCACUAGACACUCCACUCCGAGUGUCUUGACAUUCUCUUCCAUCAUUCCACCUUCUGUGUUCAGCGCGUUCAUUGACGGCUUUCGAGUCGUCAAAUGAACCUGCCUAUUUCGCCUCCAUUCCUCUUCCAGACGUUGCUCUUCAAUAGGAAGAGAGCCUCCUUCUCCUAAAUGCCUUUCAAGCCCUUCGCACAUCUUGCCCGUGUCAGUGUUGCAAAGGGAAUCGCCCAUACUUAUGCCCCGUCUGUUGUCGCUGCUGGCCAGUCACUCGGACAAUUCCAAAAUUACCCAGUCACCAAAUUUGCAAAGACUGCACAACUCCAAAAUGCCUUCUCAAGUCCAUCGGGUUCUGGCGCAGGCGCGAAGGCCGGUUAUAAUAGUCAAUCGGGCGGUGGUGACGCUGGGCUAGCCCAGUACUACGCAGCCUGGCAACAUGCCCAACAGACUGGCGAUGACUCGGAUUGGAAAAAGCAUGAGUUCGCGCGGAGAAUAGGCUGGAAAAAUCAAGAGAAGGCUGUACCUUCUUCAAAACACCACCGAGUCGAGUCUUACCGAGCUGUCGACCUUCUGCGGCCUUCUGCCCGCCUGACUGUCUCGCGCGUUAACAGUGAACGAGCCACUCCUAAGGUCCAAGACGCGGAGGAAGCUCUCGCGGAAGCCGACGCACUUGCAAAGGUAGAUGAAGAAAUUGCGAAGGAGAUCGCGUCACGCCACAUCGAAAACACUGCUACUUACGAUGAAGCGGUCGGCAGCCCUGUUGCGAGCACACGCGCACCGACCCCCUCCAUUCAAGAAACUGGCGCAAGCGAACUUGAGUCAUCCACCAGCCUCGAACACACAUCGCCGCCUACCGACAUCACCUCACUCGCAUCAGAGGAUUCUGCCCUCUCCGAUCAGAUCGUCCAGCUCGGCUCCCAACACCGAUAUAGCGAAAUUCCUGCUUUGUUCGAAGCUAUCGUCAGAGAUGGCCAUGUUCCGACUGUGGAGGCUUAUAAUCAUAUCUUGGUCUCCGCCAUUAAUCUGAGUCAGGGCUACCAGCCAUGGCCCAGAGCUCUCGAGGUGUACGGGGACAUGGCGAAGCGAGCCGUCGAACUCAAUGCAACAUCAUACGUGAUCCUCCUCCGCUUUUUGGCAGCUAGGAGCCUCGAGGCAUACCAAGUGCAGAAGAACCUUGGUGAACGAGCCACACGAUACGGUAGUGAGGGCUCUUUGGUCUUCCCUUCUGCCACCAGACAACAUCAACUUUACGCCGCUGACACAUCGCUUGCAUUUGCUACUAAGCUGUACAACAUUGCUCGAGCUACUCUCGAAGAUUUCCCACUCUCGGCCACAGUGUACAAUGCGCUAGUCAAGGCGUGUGCUCAGUCCGGUAUGGUUGAGCAUAUGAAUUCGCUUUUGGCUGAUAUGAAUGCCCAAAACAUUCCUUUGGCGCCACAGCUGUAUACCACGGUUAUCGAUGCACAAGCUUCCACGCAGGACAUCCACGCAGCACAAGGUCUAUACGAGGAGUACCGCGAUCUCGCUAUCAGCAGAGCCGCCAAUGACCCCCUUGAUCUGAAGGUGUAUGCUUCUCUGAUCAAGGCUUACUAUGCUUGCGGGCUUGCUGAGACUGGCUUGCGUUUCUAUGAGAAGAUCCUUCAAUCCUUUCAGGGUUCGACAAACGAGCAAGCUUUGUCAGAUAGCUUGACAAGUUCGUUCGUGCUGGACGGUCUUGUUCAGCAUCACAUUGAAAACGAAGCCUACUCCACAGCGAUCUCAUGCCUUGAUGACUUCACCCUUCUACCCGUUGUGCGAGACGAGGCGCUAUCGAGGAUCUCCACCGCUGCAGCUGAUGCUGGAAAUGCCGACGAAGCUGUCCGAUCCUUUGAUGCCAUCAAUCCAGCGAACUUGAAGGCCGAGCCCGUCAUGGCGGUUGCUGCUUUGCAUAUUCGAAACGGCGAAAUCAAGAAAGCCAAGUCGACCUGGAAUAACGCUCGCUCUCUACCGAUUGUUCCAAGCACUGACUUCGCAGCAAUGUACACCUUGGCAUUGAUUCAUUCUGGUUCCGUUGAAGAAGGUGUGGCUGAAGCCCGAUCGAUGUUUCAACGCAUCCGUUCCUCAGCUGGCACUGAAGCAAGCCGUCAACUCGCUGUAGCGGAAAUUGACGAAGCAAUCAUCCUCUUCGGUGAAGCCUUGUCGAAGCAACAGGCUGUAGUCUCUGCAACAACAAGCAUCACCUUGUUGCGGACUAUGAUCGAAAACGGCGGCCUCGUCUCUCCAGUUGCUCAGCACGCAAUCGCAAGCUUGGGACCAGAAUGUAUCCAUCAACUUAACGCUCAGGACAUCGCUUUGGCUCUUCAUGUUCAGGCUCAAAUGCUCAUGUAUCAAGAAGUUGUGGACGCCGCUCAUCCGGCCAGAUUCUCCCAUCUUCUCGAGACCGUGCUCAACCGCGGCAUUCUCAUGGAUCCAUCGACAGUUCACGUGGUGAGCGAAAGCUUACACAAAAUUGGCUCUGCUCGACCUGAUCUCCUGCAACGUUGGCAUGAGCUUCUUCACCCUGCUCCUCCCACCCCAGUGACAUUGCCGCAGUCACCCUUGUCCCCACACCAGGCGCUUCUUGACGUGUCGACCAACGACACUUAUGAUCCCUACGCUCACACCACCGACUAUCGUGCCUCCAAGGCGAUAUCCGAAUUGGUCGAGAGUACCACGGGCCGCAUUGAAAAUCAUCUCAAUGAUGGCCUUUCCCGGUUGAGAAAUGUUCGUCGAGCGGGCAGAAAUCUACAUUAUUCCGCGUACGCCAAGCUGAUCACCGCAGCGGGUAAAGCCAAACAACCGAAUUUGAUCCAGGAAAUCCUGAGUAUGGCGCAUUCCGAUGUUCCGAUGUCAUUGCAGAUCCCAUCUGUUCGUGCUGGAUGGGUUUCGAUCUUGGACUCUAUGAUCGCGGCAUGCUUGACUGUUGGAGAUCGUCAACAAGCAAGCAAAUUCCACCAAGACCUUCUGGAUAUGGGAGCGGCGCCUUCUGCAAAUACCUUUGGCAUUUAUAUCACCACCCUUGAAGGUACGUUCGACGAAGCGACCGAAGCUGUCAAGAUCUUCCAACGUGCUUUAUCCGAGGGAGUCGUUCCAAGCGUUUUCCUCUACAACGCCGUUAUUGGCAAGCUUGGCAAAGCUCGACGAAUUGACGACUGUCUCCGUUACUUUGGCGACAUGGAAGGUCGCGGCAUCCGUCCUUCGUCUGUCACAUAUGGUACACUGGUGAACGCUCUUUGCCGAACAAGUGAGGAGCGCUUUGCAGUUGACAUGUUUGACGAGAUGGAAGCGGCACCCAAUUAUCGUCCUCGACCAGCUCCAUACAAUUCCAUCAUCCAAUACUUCCUCAAUACGAAGCGGGAUCGCAGCAAGGUCCUGCAGUACUACGAGCGGAUGAAGUCCAAGAAUAUCAAACCUACCUCUCACACCUACAAGCUUCUUAUUGAGUCUUACGCAUCGCUGGAACCUGUGAACCUCGCUGCAGCCGAAGCUAUCCUUUCCGAAAUGAAACAAUGCGGUGUUCAGCCCGAGGCAGUUCACUAUGGGUCAUUGAUCCAUGCUAAGGGGUGUGUUAUGCACGACAUGCCUGCUGCAAGAGCCGUUUUCGAUUCCGUCUUGCAGGAUGGGAACAUUCGUCCGACCGACACACUGUAUCAGAAUUUGCUCGAAUCGAUGGUCGCCAAUCACGAAGUUGAGAAGACUGCCGAGAUCCUGGCUGAUAUGGGUCGACGAGGGGUCUCUCUGACCCCGUAUAUUGCGAAUACGCUCAUUCAUGGAUGGGCUGGAGUCGGCCAGGUUGAAAAGGCCAAAUCGAUCUACGAGCAACUGGGCAUGGAUAAGCGUGAGCCCAGUACCUACGAGGCCAUGACCCGAGCCUUCCUGUCCGCCGAAGACCGCGCUAGUGCCAAUGCGGUGGCGCAAGAGAUGCUCAAGAAAGGGUAUCCAGCGGCUGUUGCUGACAAAGUGCUUGCACUGGUGGGUGGCAUUACGGCCUAAAAGUCUCGUAUCAAAAUUCUGGGUCGAGAGUGGCGAUGAUCGCUUGCCUCGGCCGCUUCUUUUCCUUUGUUGAUUGAUAAUGAUACCCAAGAAACGAGCCACGACUACAUGGUGGUUCUGUUCAUCUCGGCGUUCGGGUUUUGUCUGUCGUAUUAGCGACAGCGUUGUACAUGGUGUUGUGUGGCUGGUGCAUAUGGAGCAUGUUCAGCAUGCUCUGCUUACCUUCUCGCCGAGGCGCCGGGAGGAGCUUCUUGGGGCGGUGUUUGAGAGGAAACGGAACAUUGGGCUGACCAUGUACAACAGAAGACCAAGAAUAAUCUCUACUCGCUACUCUGAUAGAUGAUCUAGACAGCCGAGGUUUUGUCUAGAUCCGAUGUGCAGUCCUCCAGACUGGAGUUGACAUGCUGAUUACCGGCAAGAGCUGGUAAGAGGGAGGCUGGCGAAGAAUCCAACUCUCUAUAUUGAAACCUCUACGAUGAUCCAGUUUGUGUCCAUCUGAUAUAAUUCGUUUGAGGUCUGGGCAAUCGUGAUACGGCGUUCGUCCAUCCUCGGACUGUGG
Messenger RNA from Cladophialophora immunda, 4668 nucleotides. RefSeq lists its product as uncharacterized. Gene Ontology annotation, molecular function: protein binding. The transcript has a single exon. The record is from RefSeq and is a predicted model, not a curated record. NCBI's taxonomy places the organism in Eukaryota, Fungi, Ascomycota, Eurotiomycetes, Chaetothyriales, Herpotrichiellaceae. Bases 273 to 4109 code for a protein of 1278 amino acids.